Molecule: messenger RNA, 1434 nt
Organism: Klebsormidium nitens
Lineage: Eukaryota; Viridiplantae; Streptophyta; Klebsormidiophyceae; Klebsormidiales; Klebsormidiaceae
Source: the annotation of a GenBank genome assembly
AUGCGCGAAGCAAAGCAGGCGAGCCCGGGGAAGUGCAUCCGGGGGAGAGGGAGCCUAGCUGGAGGAACUAGAGCGUGGAAGACUCUUCCAGCUGGGGAACGUAAAGCAAGGGGAACUAGAGCGGGCGGGAGUAGGAGCUCUGGCGAGACGUCAGAAUCAGGAGACGACAGCCCACGACAAGAAACCGAGCGGCCUGUCCUUAAAGUUCGCUUGCCGGGUCCUUCAGGCCGUUCCUUGGCGUUGUCAGCUUGCACUGCCACUCUGGCAAUUUCCGUUUGCGCAUUCUUCCCCGGUGUGAUACCUGCUGCCGUCACCCUCGGUGAUGUGAUUGUCGUCCAGGGCUUGGCCUCUAUUUUCGCCCUCCUUUUCGCCGGAUACACGCUGCUAGCAUUUGAAAAGGAUUCUCGCAUGUCGGGCCAGCUGCUCCAGCGAGACCCGGGGCUCCCCCCCGACUGGCACACGCUCCUUGACCCCAAAACAAACCGGGUUUAUUUCUGCAACUCGGUGACCAAAACCGUCCAGUGGGAUCCCCCGCCCUCGCUCCCGGUUACCUUCAAACCUCCCGGCGCCUCCCCCGGGUUAACCAGAACUUUAACCCUGUUUUGCAACGGCCUUCUUCAGCAGCUCGGGGGGAUUCUCCAGGCACUCGUAACAGUCGGGCUGUACUGGAGCACAGUCGUAACGCUCUUCUGGUGCACGAGCGCUGUCUACGGGGCGAAACAACUAGGUGUGGGGACGAGUUUCUUCCUGACGGCAGCUUUCCUCGCGCUCCCGCAACCGCUGCCGUUCGUCGUUCUUGCGCUUGGUUCUCGGCCUUCGUACCUCGGGGGAGUUCUGGCUGCCCGGUUCGAGUCAGCCCUCUGCGUUGCCCUCCUCAUCAACGUAUUUCCCGCGCUGGGCUCCUCCCUCGGGACAAUCCACCGGGCUGCCAAAGCCCGCCUGCCUAGUUGCCGACUAUUCUGGAACUGCGCGUGUUUCUCGCGACUCCUAGUCGCUCUUUGCCCCGCCCUCAGUUGGAGGCUCCACCCCUACGCCCUCAGACUGGACUAUGCCCGAGUGGCGCUUCUCCCGCUAUUCUAUAGAGUUCCCCUCCAGGCGCCAGUGCCCCGGUGGGAACUCUUGACGUCUUCCUGGAGAGCGUUCCUGUACGCGGCGCCGAUGAUCCUCCCCCUGGCGCGGCUGCUCGCGGCCGCGGCCGCGGCCAAUCCCCAGGGCUUAGCAUCGGGCACGUUCAACACCCUGGUGCUUUCUUCCAGGCCGGUGCAGAUUAGUGCGUGCGUCUCGGUUGUCGGAUUCCUGUUUGAAAGACAGAGGGCGGCGUACGAGGACGCUUUGGAGGAGAAGAAGAAGGAGCUAGAAGGGGCGGAGGUUGAGAACCUAGACAAGAAGCUGCUUGCAGACUUUGACAGGAUGCUGGUGGAAGUGAAAGACUAA